This is a messenger RNA of Fukomys damarensis (Damara mole-rat), 2012 nucleotides long. Its product is annotated as apolipoprotein L2. NCBI's taxonomy places the organism in Eukaryota, Metazoa, Chordata, Mammalia, Rodentia, Bathyergidae. The transcript is spliced from 3 exons. Gene Ontology annotation, molecular function: lipid binding. Gene Ontology annotation, cellular component: extracellular region; membrane. Gene Ontology annotation, biological process: lipid transport; lipoprotein metabolic process. Bases 245 to 1246 code for a protein of 333 amino acids. The record is from RefSeq and is a predicted model, not a curated record.
GGCUGACUUUCUUUAAAUGGCAGCCACAGAGCCUGGGGGACAGAGAGGUCCCCGGGAGAAGUCCGGUUUGACCGCCCUGCCACGGAGGAGGGAGCCCUAGGAGACCUGGCCUCUAUCCACCCCUCCUGGUACCUUUGCCCCAUGUGGCCGCCCUUCCGCUUCAUGACCUGUGUUCUCCGUCCCUCCAGCCCUGACAGCCUGACGAGCUCUAAGGAAACCUCUCAGGGACACCGCUGCUGAAACCAUGGCUUUUGCCUCCUUCGCAGGUAGUGGCUUCCCCCUCUCUGAGAGGGACAGUUUCGUAGAAGAUGUCAUUGAGUAUAUCGUGGACACACUGAGCAGUGAAGAUCUGCGGCAGCUGCUGACUGAAGAUAGCUCCUGGGAGAUCCUGGUGGAGACAACUGACUUGACCAGGGAGGAGGCAGACGCUGUACGUGGGGCUCUGAUUGAGAGUGAAGCACACAAGGAGAGGUUUUUGAAUGCAUUUCCUCAUGUGAAAAAGGAGCUGGAGGAGGGCGUAGCCAAGCUCUACACCCUUGCAGAUAAGGUCGACAAGGUGCACAAGGACUGCACCAUCACCAACCUGGUGGCCAGUUCAGCCAGUGCUAUCUCUGGCCUCCUGACCAUCCUUGGCCUGGCUCUGGCACCGGUGACAGCAGGUGGCAGUCUAGCGCUCUCAGCCACUGGGAUAGGGCUGGAAGCAGUGGCCACUGUGGCUGGUGUUUCUGCUGACAUUGUGGACCACUCAAACAAGUUGUCAGUGCAAGCUGAAGCCAGGCGCCUGGUGCCAACCAGCAUGGACACAGAGAAGGAGAUUGUGCCGGCUGUGGGUGAAGCCACACCCAAAGUUAUUUUUGCAACUGAGAAAUGUGUGCAAGCAUUCCAAGCCAUUGAGAAGAAUGUCUGUGCCAUUAAUGUGGCUAAAUCCAACCCUCGGUUGCUAGCCAAGGCCAACUGCCUUAUGAAAACUGGGAAACUCUCAGUCCGAAGUGGUAAGCAGGUGCAGAGGGCCCUUGGAGGAACCGUUCUGGCAAUGUCCAAAGAAGCCCGGAUCACGGGUGCAGGAACAGCAGGCAUCGCACUUCUGAAGGAUGUGUACAGACUUUUUGAAGAUUCAUUGCAUUUGCACAAGGGGGUAAAGACAGAGUUGGCUGAAGAGCUGCGGCAGCAGGCCCAGGUCCUGGAGAGGAAGUUGGAGGAGCUCAUCCGCAUCCAAGAGAGUUUGGAGUCAGACCUGACUAAGUGACACACUGUCCAAGCAGAGCAGAGCUCAGGGUUUUUGUGAUUUUCAAACACAAGGACAAAGGCAGGAAGUGUGGCAGAGGCAACAUAGAGGGUGAGCUCAAAUCUGUUCUGGGUAUUAAGGAAUUUUUGCCUUUCUGAGGCUAAGCAUAUCCGGGGAGGGGUUAGUGCAGAUAAGUGAAUCAAAGAGAAAGGAUGGACCUGGGGCCUGAAAUAAGGGACAGGAAGUGACUAAGGUGCAUGGGGAAUAGGAGGAAAGUGCUCAUUUUGUCUGAAGAAUUCACUGGGGACCUGGAUAGAAGCAGCUGCAGGAAGAAGCACUGGAAAGUUGGGGAAAACAGAAGAGCGGAAGUUGGGAGGGGCCACCGUUAGAACUGCUGGGACCUGGGAGGAGGAAUGGGCUCUGCCUCCAACCCUCCGCACAGGCAAACAUCUCAGCACGAGCGCAGUCUGCCCUUUCUUUCCAGUGUCCACAAACCCUUGUCUCCGUCAGGCAGUGACUUCCUGAUGAUGGCGGUGAUGAUGAUGAUGGUGCUGGUGGUUUGGGGCUGAUGAUGGUGGUGGUGGUAUUGGGGAUGGCGUUGGGGGUAAUUGUGGUGCUAGGGGUGGUUGGCGUGGGGAGUGAUGACUGUGGGCCUGGUGGAGCACUUUGCAGGUGGCCAGAGGGGAGGAGGGAAGUAUAGAGGUUGAAAAAAGAUUUAGGGAGUGUUAGUGCAUGUACCACUGCCACAAGGAAUGUAAUCAUUAUGUAUUGUAAACAUGUAGUAAUA